GCUGAAAUUCAAGCUCCUAUGUUGGCCAAUGAAGCACGCCAAGCUGCUGACGUGAUGCGGCAGAUAGUACCUGGUGAGGAAAUGCAGCAGAAUCCACUUGCUGAAAAUGCUCAACUCCAAGAAGCUUCCCCAAAUCAAGCUCAAAACAGUGAGUUGGAGUCAAUGCAGCAGCAGGAAAUGCCUGUCGAUAAGAAUACUAAAGAGUCAGAUGAAGAUAAAAUAGAACAGCUAGCAUCUCAAAACAAGAACACUACUGAAUUGGCAGCACAUGGCAUGGAAAUGGAAAGCAAUGAGCAGAGAAUAAACAUGAUCUUGUCAAACCUCAAGAGAGUUGUUAUGCAGCAUGCUCAGCAAAUUCAAGGUUGUGGCACCAGUAGAAGCACCAGUAGCAUCACAAUUCCUUUAGAUGGAAUUAUAAUCAAUUUCUCUGGCCUUGGGAUAGAGAGUAUUCAAAUUAUCACCCCUGAAGUGAAGACACUAGAAACAGUAGCAAUGCUUGGCUGCGAAGCUGGUAAGAGAUCCCUCAUAAAAGGAAAGGAAAGUGGAAAACUGAAGGUGUAUACUAGAAGGAAGCGGCCAGCAAACAAAGAACUCAUUCAAAAAGAAAAUGCCACUGGUACAUCACAUCUUGCUGUUGAGGGAAAUAAAGAAGCAAGAAAAAGAAAAUUAGUGGAAAAGAGUGUCAGAGUGCUGAGAAGCCAGGUAAAGAACAAAACUCCUAUCAACACUGAAAACCUGAGAAGGAGUGAGAGAAUUCAUAACAAACACAAAGGCAGCAAAGCUCCAGAUGCUAUCAAUGGAGAAACUCUGAAAAGAAGAAAGAAAGGCCCCAAGGAGGUUGCCAGCCAUUCCCAGCUGACUGAUGCGGCCUCUCUCCUUCGGAUGUGACGGCAGAGCUCCUCCAGAAGGCCAAUCAAGAUGAAACUGGUGCAGAAGGAAGGGCAUCAAGCAACAACCCUGUGAUCAAUGGAUAGAAGACUUAAGAAGAAGCUUCCUCUCAGGGAAUGCCCUGUACUAGUUCCAUGUUGUCUAUUUUUAAGCUUAUCUUGGGUUAAAUUUCGUAUCUGUGAUUGCUGGAUAUUGUGGUGGCAGCCUAAACCUGAAUGGUGUCUUGUGUGGCCUUCUUUUGCGAACU
Molecule: messenger RNA, 1135 nt
Organism: Panicum virgatum (switchgrass)
Lineage: Eukaryota; Viridiplantae; Streptophyta; Magnoliopsida; Poales; Poaceae
Exons: 2
Coding region: 19-888 (289 amino acids)
Source: RefSeq, a predicted model, not a curated record